GAAAAAGAUUGGUUAAAAUUGGCUGUUAGCAUUAGUUUAAUCACAAACAAUUUUUUCAAACUAGCUAAUUUAAUCUCAUUGGAUUAAGCUUAAAAUAAAUGAAAAAUUUGCAUUUUUAGAUGCAAAUAAUAUAAAAGGUAAAAGGUGAAAUUGCAAUUUGGUUAAACGUUGACGAAAAAUGAUAAAUCUCACAGAAUCUCUCAUUAUUACAUAUUUUUUGUUGAACCUCACUUUAACAAUUAAUGAAAUCAAAUUAUCAAUCGCUGUUUAGAUACCAAUCAAUUUAGAUUGUCAUCUUUUAUUAUUUCUCAACAGAUUGAUGGAUGAGAUUGUUAAACUCAUGGAUGUUACAUGAUUGUCGACUUGGCAAUGGUUGGACUUAAUUAGCUGAUUAGUUUGGGUUUAUGGACAAACAAUAGUGAAUAAUAAUUAAAUGAAAAUAAACUUGAGUUGAUUUUGAUAAUUUGGUAAAGGAUAAUGAAAGAUCUUGUUGGGAAACAAGAAAAUCUCUAAGAUAUCCUUUCAAGUUUGAUUUUUAAUGUUGUGAUUUAAGGUGAAAUACGAAUAAAUAGUCUAAACAAAUUGAUUAGAAAGGCCAAUAUGAAAGACAAUAAGUUACUCAGUCAUAAAAUAAAUAAAAAUGUCAGACCAAAAACAUUACCAGCAGGCAAAAUUCCAGUCCCGGAAAGCGAUCCGAUGACAACUGAAAUUCGUAAAUCGAUGUCUGGAAGCAUUACUUGUAUAUUAACAAACCAAGAUUUGAAAGAUAUGGCAAUUUAUUUGAUUAAGAUUGCUCAUUUCAGUUGUGGAUUAAAGGAAACGGACCCGCCUUACAAUUCACAUAAGGAUUUAAUGAUUCGUUAUAUUCAAGAAGUGUUCAACCUUAAUUCAGUCAAAUUGAAACAAUACCAGCAAAGUAUUUUGAAUAGUAAAGAUCAAAAUUUCAAGCCUGCUGUUAGAUGUUGGGUUAAAGAUGCAAGCAAUUUACCGACAAUGGACGCUGAUGGUUUCGUUGAUCCCUAUUUUGUUUGUUACCUACUCGGCUCAUCAUUGGCAGCACCAUUUAAAUCAAAUUACAUCCAAAAGGAACACAAUCCAGUCUGGAAUAGAGAAGUAAUUAUACCCAUUGAUGUUGAACUGGUUAACUCUAAUCGAGGUAUAAUGAUUGAAAUUUGGGAUCAUGAUUCAAUAUCUUUCACUGAAUUGCUCAGUAAGCUGCUAAAAUCUCGAUCUUUAGCCAAUCUGUAUCAUGGAUGUCGAGAUUUAAUUCAGCUGAUUGGCUACAAGUUGUGUGGAAGCAAAGUCGAUGACAAGAUUGGACAAACAUAUUUACCAAUAAAUACAAUCCCUUCAACUGAAAUGUCCCUGUCAACAACCCUUAUUGACUCUUAUGGAUACUCAACUGGUACAAUUAAUUUAGUUGUCAUUUGGGGAUCUCAACUUUACAAUGAUUUAAGUUCAAAGCUGAAAAUGAUUCCAAUGCAUUCAAAGAUUUUACGAUUUCUACUUUCAUGGCAUUGUCGUGAUAUUACAUUCAGGUUUAGGAACCGAGAAAUACCUUACAGUUCAUUUGAUUUCUGUGGCCUAUUUUAUGUACCAGCGUUGACCUUAAUCAAUCAAAUGCGAGUACAAAUCAACCUUGGUCAUUGGGAUAAUGUUUUAUUUUGUCACUGUGUUACUGGACUCAUUCUGAUUGAAGAGGUUAAGACAAAGCGAUCUAAUAAUUCUGACAAACAGAGGAAAGACUCAACAUGCGAUCCAAUAUGUUUCCGCACUCUGUUGAUUUCGUUGUUAUCCUCAAUCGAUUUAACUGAUCCUAAGCGCAAAUAUGAAAAUUAUUUAACCAAACCUUUGGAAGCAAUUCAAUCAGCGUUAGCUAAUGAAAUCUUUGACUUUUACAAGCCAAUGUUGCCAUCCAUGUUAACCAAUCUGAUUGAGAAGCAAAAGAAUUACUCCAAUUAUUAUGAAACUAUUCAGCUGUUGAGAUUAUUUAGCCGUUAUGACAAGUUAUUUUUUAAAUACAACUUCCGUCAUCGUCUCAAUCAGCUGCUGUCCACCAUAAUUCUCAACUAUUUUGACCGUAACAUUGCUAUACCUGAACGAUGGACAACCCUGAUCAAUUCACUGGAAGCCUUUCAAGAAAACAUAUCUCGAUAUUGGUGUCAAUCAAUUUCCUCAAUUAUUGGUUCCCCUGGCCAAAUUAGAAUAAAGAAAUCAUUCGAUUACGCAGCAGUUAAAUUUAUCAAUGAAACUAUUAGGCUUUGGAAUAAAGAUUCACGUGCGAAUCACAAAUCAAUGUUGAAUAUUUACUUUUUUGUCCAUCGAUUGGAUUUACUCUUUUGCUGUCGUCUAAUUGAAGAGCAUGAUAAAUCUGAUGGUGAAGCAACGGUCCAUUAUGUCCGACGAGUGGAGACAAUCAAUAGAUCGAUCCGACAAUUGGAGUUGAAGCAUAAACAAAUUGAAAAGGAAAAAAUGUCUCCAAGUCGGAAGUUAUUUACAAAUCUAUUGUCCAGCUUGAGUAAAAGUGUUUGGCUGACUAAAGAACAGAACUUUAUAUCUGACCAAAUGACCUCUCUAUUACCAGCAUCUAUUGCCUCUAUCACGGCUCAAACAAUCAGUCAAAUUCAAGUAAAAACAACGCAACAGAUUAUAAUAGCUCCAAGAGAUUUGCAGUUAAAUCGUGAUUUUCAAUUUAAUGGUAAAUGUAAUAAACUUGGAUUGGUAAAAGUGUUCCCACAUGAUUUGACGGAUAAAUGGAUUGAGAUGAUGACUAUCCAAGCUCAAGAGGCUGUUGAUAAAUCAGUUAAUCAGGAGAUGAGUAGAGAUGUUGCUAAAGAAGGAACUAAAAUGACCAACCACUUUAACCAAUUAUUUUAUGAUCUUCUUGGGUGUACAUUGUAUUUCUUUGUAACUCUGGACUGUUGGGGCGAGGAUUUACUUCGAAAAUCGGUUGGCCUGUUGGUCAGUAAAGUUGAAAAUUUCUGUGAAAAAUUGACUUUCCAAUCAUUGAAUAGCGUCAUUUCAUCUUCGUCAUCUUUAGAUGCCAGUUCAAGAUUAAUUAGAACACUUAAUGGACUGUCCAUUGUCCGAGAAAAGUAUCUUCGUCGGUAUUUGGUUGAAAUAUUGACAGAUAACAAAUCAAUUGAUAUUUGGAAAUGUUUUUGGGCUCAUUUUGCACUUGAACCAGUCUUUUUAGAUGAUAGCAAAGGACCGAAUAGUGACUUGGUUCAAAAAUCCAGUGAUUUGGAUAAGAUUAUUGUUUUAUUGAUGAAUUUUUUAAUCACGAUUGAAAACCUUUGUCAUGAUAUUAAUAUCAACGAAGACUCAUUGAUCGACAAGUUGAGUGAGGUGUUUUUAAGACAUUAUCUACAAACAGUUAAAGAUAUUAUCGAAGCAGCUGAUCAAAAAUCAACAGAAUCUUCCAAGAAAGAUUAUGAAGAGUUGAUUAUUACAUUUGCAAAUGAUGCAGCAAAGAUCAUUUCAAAUAUCUUCUCAGAUGACAUAAAAGCCAAUCUGCUGCUGGAUAUGCGACAUAAACUCUCAAUUUGUUUUCCAUCGAUGAUUAGAUCAUUGUCUGCCACUUAUGAGGCUGAAAAGAAAGUUAAUAAGGCUCGUAGUCAUUAUACCAAAAUACAAAUAGUUAAAUUAUCUUUGAUUGGUCAGGGAUUUUUGGAUGAAAUUGCUAAAAUGUUGGGUGAAAUUAAAAGUCCGCAGAGUGGAAAUUUGAAAACUUUGAUUGAGACUAAGGUUGACUUUUCUCUUGAUUUAAGUAACAUUGCUUCAGGAAUUAUUAGCGGAAAGUCAAAAUCGAAAAUAUAAUUAUGAUUUAAUCAAUGGUUAAUUCCAUACUCCUACCGUUGAGACAAUUGCAUGAUAAGUUAAUCAGUCGACUGGAUUUCCAGCUUUAUGAUACAAUUCUGAACAAAGCUUCAGUUCAAAAACCUAUUGGUUUUAUCUAUCUAAUAAGUUUAUUUUUGAUGUUGUAAAUUAAAAUUUUUGAAUGUAUUAAUUUUUCCAGAAUAUUGAAGAAAAAUUGAUUAAUUAAUUCUAGUCUUGAUCUGAAUUUUAAGAGAUUUAAUUAUUUUAAUGAAAUUUGGAAAAACCGCUUCACUUUGUUGUUUGAGGUUGCGCUGAUUAGCAUUAGUCGUUUAACUCGUCUCUUUGCUCGACAUUGUCGAGUCGAUAAUGAUGAUCGAACAAUAUCGAGGCGACAUUGUUAUACUAAUGAACGAAUUUGUAAUUUGUAAUUUAAGAUUAUUAAUUGCCGUGUGGGUUAGACUUAACUAAGUCAAAAUGCUACAUAUUUUAUUUAAGUAUUUCUGGUUCAAGUAAAAUAACUUCAAGUUAUAUCUCACUGUUAUGUUAUUCUUGUGCAACAUUUUAUCAACAUCUGAUUUUAUUUUACUCUCAUGAACAUAUUAAGUUUUUCGACUUGUUAUUCAUUUGUGC
Molecule: messenger RNA, 4449 nt
Organism: Tetranychus urticae (two-spotted spider mite)
Lineage: Eukaryota; Metazoa; Arthropoda; Arachnida; Trombidiformes; Tetranychidae
Biological process (GO): positive regulation of gene expression
Source: RefSeq, a predicted model, not a curated record